Molecule: messenger RNA, 2047 nt
Organism: Aspergillus vadensis CBS 113365
Lineage: Eukaryota; Fungi; Ascomycota; Eurotiomycetes; Eurotiales; Aspergillaceae
Product: asparagine--tRNA ligase DED81
Exons: 3
Coding region: 153-1877 (574 amino acids)
Biological process (GO): asparaginyl-tRNA aminoacylation
Cellular component (GO): cytoplasm
Molecular function (GO): asparagine-tRNA ligase activity; nucleic acid binding; ATP binding
Source: RefSeq, a predicted model, not a curated record
CUUCCACACUGUGCGAGUUGAACAUCUUGGCCUCCAUUCCCGCGGGACUUGCUGCAUAGUCGCCUUCUGGUCAGAGUACUGGUCUACAUAGCCCAGCUCAUUACCCCCCGAUUCCCUCGCGCUGGCCAGACUCCUACACCUAACCCGCCAAAAUGGCUUCUAUCUACAUUGACGAAGAUGUCGGCAGGGACGACUCGACCGCCAACGGAAGCGAAUCUGCCCCCUACAAGACCCUCCUUCAUGCUUUCAUGCAGCACGCUCCUACCGAUGGCAACCAGUACCUGACCCGCAAGUCCCAGACUGAGCCCACGGAGGCAGGCGCCGAUCCCGCGUCUAAAUUGGAGUGGAAGCCGGCCACGAAAUCGGCGGUCAAGAAGGCCACCAACCUGUACGAGCAACGGAAGAGAAAGGCUGCGAAGGAACAAGAAUUGGCUAUCCGCGAGAAGCAGGAGGCUGAGAAGCGACAGGCUAUCCUUGAGGAGGCGAAGAAGGUCGUUCUUACGGAGGACACCUCACUUCCUAAGCCCACCAAGAUCCGUCUUGAUGUGACUGAUCCGGCCGUUGUCAAGCUGGGAUCCCCCGAGUCUGAGACUCCUGGAACUCGUGUUCGUGUGGUUGGAAGAGUUCACCGUCUGCGUGCUCAGAAGGACGUUAUCUUCCUCACUCUGACCGAUGGCUAUGGCUACCUGCAGUGCGUCCUGACGGGCAACCUGUGUAAGACUUACGAUGCCAUGACUCUUACCCUUGAGACUUCGAUUGCUAUCCAUGGUGAGAUGCGUGCCGUCCCCCCUAAGCAGCAUGCUCCCAACAACCGUGAGCUGCACGCCGAUUUCUACACUAUCAUUGGCCGCGCUGCUGGUGACAAGGAGGCUAUCACCACUAGGGUUGCACCUGAUGCUGAUCCCCAAACCCUCUAUGACAACCGUCACCUCGUCCUCCGUGGUGAGACCGCCUCGUCAGUGAUGAAGGUUCGCGCGGCUACCCUCCGGGCUUUCCGCCAGACCUUCGAAGAGAACCGCAUGUUGGAAGUCACUCCUCCUGCCAUGGUUCAGACUCAGGUGGAGGGUGGAAGCACCUUGUUCGGGUUCGACUACUAUGGCGAGAAUGCUUAUUUGACCCAGUCCUCCCAGCUUUACCUGGAGACUUGUCUCCCCUCCCUUGGUGACGUCUUCUGUGUGUGCCCUUCUUUCCGUGCUGAGAAGUCGCUCACCCGUCGCCAUCUGUCCGAGUACACUCACAUCGAGGCAGAGCUUGACUUCAUCACCUUCAACGACCUCCUCGAUCACCUUGAGAACGUCAUCUGCCGUGUUAUUGAUCUGACUCUGGCUGAGCCGGCCACCAAGGCCCUCAUCGAGAAGCUCAACCCCGACUUCAAGCCCCCUAGCCGCCCCUUCAAGCGGAUGAAGUACUCCGAUGCCAUUGAGUGGCUGCGGGAACACGACAUCCCCAACGAGGAGGGCAAGCCUCACGAGUUCGGCGAUGACAUUGCCGAGGCUGCUGAGAGAAAGAUGACCGAUAUCAUCAACCAACCCAUCUUCCUGACCCACUUCCCUGCUGAGAUCAAGGCCUUCUACAUGAAGAAGGACGCUGAAGACCGCCGUGUCACCGAGAGUGUGGACGUUCUCAUGCCUGGUGUUGGUGAGAUCGUCGGUGGUAGUAUGAGAAUGGACGACUGGGAUGAGCUCAUGGCCGCCUAUAAGCACGAAGGCAUGGAUCCUUCCCCGUACUACUGGUACACUGACCAGCGCAAGUACGGUACCUCCCCUCACGGUGGUUACGGUCUUGGUCUCGAACGUUUCCUGGCUUGGUUGUGUGCUCGUUACACCGUUCGCGACUGCUCCUUGUAUCCUCGUUUCACCGGCCGUUGCACUCCUUAAGCGCUUUGGUGUCAUAGACAGGAUUUAUAGAUACAUGAUACACCGACUCAUUCCAGAUGUGAUAUCGGUAGUCAUGGUAAUACUCUCUGAUAUCGACUAUGAAAGCAAAUCGUCAUGUUUCAUUCAAUUCUGGUCACAGGGCCUAUCGUAAAGUAUAAUUCCGAUUGCUU